Cavia porcellus (domestic guinea pig) is the source of this 2607-nucleotide messenger RNA. RefSeq names its product apolipoprotein L3-like. The transcript is spliced from 4 exons. The coding region runs from base 796 to 1815 and encodes 339 amino acids. Gene Ontology annotation, cellular component: extracellular region; membrane. Gene Ontology annotation, molecular function: lipid binding. The record is from RefSeq and is a predicted model, not a curated record. Gene Ontology annotation, biological process: lipoprotein metabolic process; lipid transport. NCBI's taxonomy places the organism in Eukaryota, Metazoa, Chordata, Mammalia, Rodentia, Caviidae.
CUGCAGCCUCUACCUUUAGAAGUCCAACACUCUUUUAUUAUAAAACGCUUCUCUGUCCUUCCCAUUCUAUUUAUGGAAUACACAAGAUUCCUUUCUACUCAUGGACUCCCUAUCUUCUCUCUGUGUUUGGAUGGUUAGUCAUUUUCUUCCUUCUUGAUAUUAAAAGCAAAGCACUCUAUACACAGUCCUCACACCUUGUACAAGUGUGCUCUGCAGCUAGGAUAUGACUUGGGCUGAGUUUCAGGGCCACACCUACUGCACAUUUCAUGGUUAGAUGGAAAUGGCCUAUUGUCCUCAAAUCUCCAGAACUUUCUGUAAAUUCAUCAACUGGGAAGGGGUUGUGUUCUGCAGGUGGCCUUGAAUGAUGCUGCUGGUCAUUUUGUGGUUAUUCACACCGCUAGAUUUAAACUGUGUCUCUGUACAUUAAUUUGUCUUUCCUGAUCAUGUACCUGCAGAGGAGCAGCCAGAGAAUUAAGGAAAGAAUUCCUGUUCUGUCACCCAAAGGCACUGGCCCGAUUAGAAAGCAGGAGGAGAAUAAGCUGGGAACAUGAGCCUGACAUCUGGACCUGAGUGUCACCUGGGGAGGGGACUUCACAAGUCCAUGUUCAUGUCCUGUCCAUCUUCAGAUGGUAGCUGGGUAUCAAGCUGUUCACGUUUUCUUUUAUAAACCUAGUAGAAAUUCAAGAAAGAGCUAUAACAGGCUCCAGUUCCUUUCCAUCACUUGUUUCCUCCUCUGCUCCAGCCUGGACACCGUGUGAGUUGUAAGGGAAACUCUGAAACGCAGAAGCUGACGCCAUGGCCGGCCUAUCCUCCACAGAAUUCAAGAAUUUCAUUGAGAAUGUCCAUAAGUGUAUCACAGACUCCAUGAGUACAGAUGAUCUGCAGAGUCUGCUGACUCAUGAUACCACCUGGAACGUGUUUGUGAAAGAAGCUGAACUGUCCAGGGAUGAAGCAAAGGAGUUGAAUGAUUAUUUGAAGAAACAUACAGCAAACAACAAAAUAGUGGACCAAAAAAGACUCCCAGAAGAUAUCGUGGGUAGGGAGAAGUUUUUGGAAAUAUUUCCUAAGGUGAAAGCAGAAAUUGAGUCAUGUAUACAAAAACUUCAAGAGCUUGCGAAAGAGAUUGAUGAGACACACAAGGGUUGCACCAUCUCCAACGUGGCCACCAGCUCUGUUGGGGCCUUCUCUGGAGUCAUGAGCAUCGCUGGCCUGGUUCUAGCUCCCUUCACAGCAGGGGGCAGUUUGCUGCUCUCAGCAGCUGGAGCAGGUAUAGGAGCACUGUCUGCUGCAUCUGGCAUUACCACUACCAUCGUAGAAGAAAUAAACACAUACUCAGUGGAAUCUAAAGCCAAAAGUAUCCUGUCAAUCAGUGAGGACAGAGUGAGGGAAUUGCUAAGGGUUGUGCUUAAAGCUAAACCUGAAAUUUUUAAAAAUUAUUUUAAAUUAAUCAGUAACAUUAAAAGGAUGGGGAGGAACAUCCGUGCUCUCAGGAGAGCCCUAACCGAUCCGUGGUUAGCACAAGAUGCCAUUCAUGUCAUAACCACCGGGGUACUCUCAGCUGAAAGGGCUGAGCGCUUGGGGAAAGCAUUAAAAGGCACCGUCUUGUCACUGAGCAAAGGAGCCCGGAUCGUGGGUACAGUGAUAAAUGGUUUUUUUCUUGGGCUGGAUGUGUACGACAUUGUGAAAGACUCAAAGCAUUUGCAAGAAGGGGCAAAGGCACCCCUAGGUGACGUGCUGAGGCAGAAGGUUCAGGAACUGGAGGAGGAGUUGGAGAGCCUCUACCAGAUCGAUAGGAUUUUAAGUCUGACCCACUGACCCCUCCCCACAAAAAUGCAUAGUUAAGGGUACGUGUUCUGGACAGAGUCAUGGACAGAUGCAGACAUUAUAAUAGGGGGAAAGGUAUGAAAUCAAGACCAUGCAACUAGAUAUUAAGGGACUUAGCAUUUUUUAUGGGUGACCACAGUGAGGAAGGGGUUAAUGCAGAUUAGUUUGGUUAAAGGGAAGGCAAGAUGCAAGGGUAGUUCAACAAACGAAAAUAAACAUACAUGGUGUAGCACAUAAAUAAGAGAAAGGAUUAAAACUGUAUCAUCUCAUUUGAUGCAGAAAAGGCCUUCACAAAAUUCAACCUCAUUUCCUGAUAAAAGCCUGAAGGAUCUAACAAGAGCAGGAUUAUACCUCUAGAGUUUAUUUACCACAAAUCCACAAAGCCCAUCAUUCUGAAUAGAGAAAAACUGAAAGAACUUAUUCUAAAAUUGGGAACCAGGUGAAGUUGCCCACUUACUCUACUGCUAUGCAGUGUAGCUCUUGGAAUUUUAGACAGAGAAAGAAAGAAAAGAGAAAGAAAAACAAUGUACAUACGAGAAGAAUAAGAAGAAAACACAAUGCCUAAGUCAAAUUAUUCAUAUUUGUAGACAACAUGAAUUUUUGUUCAGAAAUUCUGAACCCCACCAAAAGACAUUUAUAAUUAAUAAACAACUUAAACAAAGUAGCAGGAAAACAAUCAACCUGAAAAAAAUCAAACACAUAUGUAAACGCCCAUAAUGAGCUACCUGAUGAACAAGUCACGGAAACAAUUGCAUUCACAAUGCUAUCAAAAAAAGAUAAAAA